AUGGUCAGAAGCUUCUGCGUGAUUUUCCCGGUCAUCUUCCUCGUCAAGCGCUUGACAUUCUGCCAACGCAACAUCCUUCCCCACACGUACUGCGAGCACAUGGGCAUCGCCCGGCUGGCUUGCUCCGACAUCACGGUCAACAUCUGGUAUGGCUUCAUGGUGGCUAUCUUGGCCAUCGGCGUGGACACCUUGCUGAUAGCAGCAUCAUACGGUCUGAUCCUGAGGGCUGUGUUUCGGCUCUCCUCCAAAGACGCUCGCCUGAAGGCACUCAGCACCUGCGGCUCCCACCUCUGCGUCAUCCUCAUGUUCUACACACCUGCAUUCUUCUCCUUCUUUGCCCAUCGCUUUGGCCACCACAUCCCAGGCUAUGUUCACAUCCUACUGGCCAACUUGUAUGUCCUCAUCCCUCCCAUGCUGAACCCCAUUGUUUAUGGGGUGAAGACCAAGGAGAUCCUGCGGAGAGUCACCAGCUUGUUCCACCAAUGUUUCAACAGACCAGUUACCUAA
Messenger RNA from Podarcis lilfordi (Lilford's wall lizard), 507 nucleotides. The record is from the annotation of a GenBank genome assembly. NCBI's taxonomy places the organism in Eukaryota, Metazoa, Chordata, Lepidosauria, Squamata, Lacertidae.